Molecule: messenger RNA, 9826 nt
Organism: Diorhabda sublineata
Lineage: Eukaryota; Metazoa; Arthropoda; Insecta; Coleoptera; Chrysomelidae
Gene: Prosap
Product: SH3 and multiple ankyrin repeat domains protein 2
Exons: 19
Coding region: 333-4160 (1275 amino acids)
Cellular component (GO): dendritic spine; postsynaptic membrane; postsynaptic density
Molecular function (GO): ionotropic glutamate receptor binding; synaptic receptor adaptor activity
Source: RefSeq, a predicted model, not a curated record
CGCGUACUAAAGAAAUCAGUCGAAGUUGGCCUCUCGAACGAACGGGAACUAUAGUGGUACUAGCGGUACUUCUGCUUGCUUUUUUAAAGUUUAGAUUACCACGCGGUACUUCUACGGAAUUUGUGGUGUUUUGUUCGAGAAAUAAUUUUUUUUGGAAAACAGUUCGCUGGUUUCGAGAUCAUUUUUAAAAAUUAUUGAGGAUAUCCAGAUACUUUUUUUUAAUCACAGGACUUCGAGUUAAUUGAAGAAUUCAAACGUCCUCAUGAAUGUCACCUGAAGAAAUAUUGCAAAUUCUUCUUGAAGCUCAAUAAUGUGAAGAAUUAGUUAGGCUAAUGGAGGAGGAGGACGAGAGAGGCCCCGAAGAGGGUCACCUCUUAGUCAGGAUUCACGUCCCUGAACUCAACGUCCAAAAAUGCCUCCAAUUUCCUAGGGACCAACUCGUCUGGGACGUUAAGCAGCAAUGCCUAGCGGCGUUACCCAAGGUGUCCACUUGGUAUAGGGAGUUAAAAGAAAGCUUCAACUAUGGUUUAUUUUCUCCUCCGGAUAACGGGAGAGCUGGUAAAUUUCUGGAUGAAGAGAGACGUCUUGGGGACUACCCUUUUAACGGUCCUGUUGGUUAUUUAGAGUUGAAGUAUAAAAGAAGGGUGUAUAAAAUGAUGUCACUCGACGAAAAACAAUUGAAAAGUCUACAUACAAGGGCCAAUCUUCGGCGAUUCAUAGACUACGUACAAAACGGACAAGUGGAAAAAAUUACUAAAAUUUGUUCCAAAGGCCUAGAUCCUAACUUUCACUGCCAAGAAACAGGUGAAACGCCAUUAACUAUGGCAACGGGCAUAAAAAAACCGGCGAAAGUAUUAAUGGCAUUAGUGAACGGUGGUGCUUUAUUGGACUACCGAAAAAAAGACGGUUCGACAGCCUUACAUCGAGCCGUAGAACAUCGAAGUUUAGAAGCCUUAAAAACCUUGUUAGAAUUAGGGGCGUCUCCUAAUUAUAAGGAUAAUAAAGGACUAACGCCGCUUUAUUAUACAAUAAGUCUCAACGUAGACCCGACUUUCACCGAAACUCUAUUACACGAUCACGCUACAACGGGCGCUCAGGACGCUCAAGGCUGGCACGAAGUGCACCAAGCUUGUAGAACGGGUCUUCUAUCCCAUUUAGAACACCUUCUGUUCUACGGAGCGGACAUGAAUGCCAAAAACGCUUCUGGUAAUACUCCUUUACACGUUUGCGCAGUAAAUUGUCAAGAAUCCUGCGCUAGAUUGUUACUAUUCCGCGGCGCUGAUAGACAAGCUUUGAAUUUCGCCAAUCAAACUCCUUGUCAAGUCGCCGUCAUCGCCGGUAAUAUGGACCUAGCGGAUAUCAUCCAAAAUUAUAAACAAGAAGAUGUCGUCCCUUUUCGCGGCCCACCUAGUUAUAAUCCGAAGCGUAGAUCCGCGAUUGGUUGGCUGAACAGGGCACCGUCCAUGAGUACCCUUGCCCUACCUCCAAGUCCUUGUCCUAGUGACAGAUCCUCAGCACCUUUCAGUUCGGCCAGUUCCAGUCUUUCGGAAGGAAGCGCACUACCGGGACACGAAACAGACACCGCUAGCAUCGUGACAGUGUUCGCACUGGGUGUUGCAGAUAAAAGUCUCGGAGAUACCAGCGACAUCAUCAGCGAUAGCUCCGGAGUGGGCACCGCCAAUUCCGAUACCACCAAUUGCACCAUAUGGAUGCCUGGUAGUACUGUGGUUUGUAUCGAAUCGUAUUCGUCGAAGGAAGAAGGACACAUUGAUAUAAGGGAAGGAGAUAUUAUAGAGGUUCUUGCUGCAACCGAUGAUGGUUAUUUGGAAGGAAAGACGAAAAGCGGCGGAGGACGAACGGGUUAUUUUCCCGCGGCUUGCGUCCAAGAAGUCCGAUUGCGCCAUCAUAAUAUACAGGCUACCAUGAUAGUGGCUAAAGAUCCCAGACCGCCGAGUCAGACUUCUAGUAGAGUAUUGGGAAGAAGAGAGAGUACUUCGAAACAUUUUGCUACUGCUCCAAGGGCUACCAAAAAAACUUACUCACAUCUUCCUGCCGAACCGCGUACAGUGGUCCUGCACAAAGGUAGAAAAGGAUUCGGUUUUAUUUUAAGAGGAGCUAAGGCUACAUCGACUCUAAUGGAUCUGACUCCUUCUGAAACUUGUCCUGCUCUACAAUACCUCGAUGACGUCGAUCCCGGGGGUGUUGCAGAUAUAGCGGGGUUGAAGAAAGGGGAUUUCCUAUUGGAAAUAAAUAACGAAGACGUUUCUUCUGCUUCACACGAACACGUAGUCGAUUUGAUAAGAAAAUCUGGUGACCUGGUGCAAAUGACGGUGAUGUCGAUGGGACCUCCAACUUGCGGUGGUUUACCUUUGAGCAAAUCUUCGAUUUUACCAGGAGGAGCUGGCGCGAUACCUUUGGGUAGACAAUUCGCUACUUUACCAAGGAAAGCGAUCAACUAUUCCGGUACGUUGGGUAGGUCGACGCAAGCGCCUUUACCGCCUCGAAGAGAUCCCAAAACGACUCUAAGCGUUGGAAGAGCCAGAGCCAAAAGUAUGGUUGCAGGUUUAGGAGGAGAAAAAGACGAGACUGAUGAUAUAACUAAAUCAAGUUCCGUCGAGUCGAUUCACCAAUCGACUCCCGGAGGAACUUGUACUUCAACGCCGGUUCAACCAAGAACGGCGUCUAUAAGACAGCGACCUUCUUCGGCUAGUCUUAAAAAUUCCGUGUUAGAAGAAUUGUUUCAAAAACAAAGAGACGGCGACGCCGUGAGUCAGUGCUCAUUGAUGACCAGCUCGAGAUUUCUUAGCUCGAACGCUUCCGGAUCGCCAAGCAAAGGAAGGGUGUACGCCAGCGUCGCAGAGAUGAAGAGAAGUAAAAGUAAAAACCCAAAAACGAAAUUCGUCGAAUUAUUCGCCGGCGGAAAAGAAUUGAAACGAAAUUUUCACAGUACCCCCGAUUUGGUUCAAGAAAUGGCGUAUAAUUCACAAACAUUACCGAAUAAAUUCCAUCGUAGUCAAGAAGAUAUUUCCUCUUUAUUGGGCAAUCGAAGUUUACCGCCUCCUAGUCAUCCUCCGCCGCCGAUACCAUCACAAGUGCAAUUAGUCAAGGUGGAUAUUUCGAGGAGCAAACACGCCGAAUAUGAUCAUUUAAAUAGGGAUAUCCCCGACGAAGGUAUUGUGUCUUCGUUUAAUCCUACGGCGAACGCUAAAUUGUAUGCUUCUCCGGAAGAUAUGAAAACUGUUGGUUACAGAUCUAAAAGUUUGCCUUCCCAUGUUGCCAAGACGCAAUUGAGGAAAUCUCAAAGUAUGCGAGCGAAUAAUACAUUCAAACCCACAAAUAACACAUCUAAUGAAACUCAAGUUAAUAAUAACCCUUAUGCACAGCCCAUUAGGGCCUCGAGAUCACAUUCAACCGGAUCUAGAGAACGUAGAAAAAAGACAGUAUCCAAUAAAUCGAAUACUAAAUCGUCAGUAUUACCCGGAGCACCUCCCAUACCGGAACCUGACUAUAGUUGUAGCGAUUCCGAUGGAGAAAGCGAUAGUAUACCAAGGAAAUGUGACAGUUUGGCUAGUCGAAUCAAUAAUGUACAAUUACAAGCUACUGAAAAUAGCGGAAACAGUAACGCAAGUGGUAGUUCUUCCGGUAGCAGCUCCGUUCCUCAUAGUUUCAGCGUCGAAGAAAUCCAACGAGGACGAUCCUUAUUGAAAUCUUCUAAAUCUUAUCCGGACGAACUAUUGAAGAAACAAAAAGACGCCGAUGUCGCGGACGCAGAUGGCGAUAACAGUUCUUCCGGUGUUAGUUCCGAUCAAGAAAUUACGCCAUGCGGUAAUCCCGACAUCACCGAUUCGAACAGCAUCAUUCCUCCCGCCAAAAAUCAACGACCACAAAUAGGUAUGUCUAAGCGACACGCGGUUUCUUUGGCUCAACUGCCGCCACCUAUAGAAAACGAAACUGACGAAAAAGAAGAAUUCUGUUUACCGCCGCCGCCGGAAUUCGGUGAAAACAAUCCGAAUUUUAGUGAGGUGGUAGUGGCGCCACCGCCGCAAUUCAGUGAUAACCGACAAGUAACUAGAGUUAGAAUAGUAGGCGCCGUACCAAAGGGCACAUUGGCCGUUAACGCGCAACCGAAAUUGAAACAGAACCGACUGCAUAGUCAGUGAACGAUGAAGGCUGACAUUUAAAACACAUCAAUGUCGAGGGUUUUUUUUUAUAUUAAUACACUUUUUUACUAGCAUUUAAUACUCAAUUUUUGAUAUUCGAUAACGAACAAAUUUCCAGCAAGCUUUAUAGAAAAAUAUUCCUUAUUCAUAUAUCGGUUAAUUGACUUAUAAUCGGUAAAUCUUUACUUAAUCCUGGAUCCUUGAGUUGAGUGAUUAUGUGGAUUCCCCCUUCCACGACACUUAAAUUCUUUCCUAUCCUGUGUGUUUUAUUUCAUUUCCCCUUUUUAUUCCUCGAUUUGACUCCGCCAUCGUAUUUUCUCCUGUUCAGUGUCUUUUGUUGUAUUUCCCUCCAUUUCAAUCCUCAAUUUACUCCUGCCAUCUUAUUUUCUCUAUACUGUGUCUUUUGUUUUAUUUCCCGCCUUUUUAUUCCUCGAUUUGACCAAGCCAUCUUAUUUGCUUCUGUCCAGCUUUCCAUCAACGUUUCAAUCCAUCUCUUCCAACAAAAGUUCAUUGAGAUUGAGAUCCGGAUUCUAAAGAACUUUGUUUAUUGACACCCUUUUUUGGCUAUUUUCCAGAACAUUAUCUGGUUCAAUAGGAGGUUGCUGGUUCAUAGCCGGUUCGAAGAACCAGUAAAAAUGAUUCCAAAAAUUCCUAUUUGCAAUAAUUGAAGGUAAUUUAGUUAAAAAAAAGUGAUGAGAUCUAUAAAAUACAAAACAUGCUGCGGGAUAUGAAAUUUACUAAUAAUUUAAAGAAGAUAAGUUGACAAUAUAUUAUUGGAGAAUUUUCUAUAAAGUUUGCAAUACUUAGUUACUACCUAGAUAAUCAUUUAUCUUAUAUAAUGUAGUAUCUAAUACCUGAGUUUGUACCGGUAGACACUACUCAGUAUUAACUGCAUAGCCAGCUUCAAAAUAUCCCUUUUAUAAUCACAGAUAUUGAAAUAUUUUUAUUUCCAAAUUAUUCUACCAUGUCAGUGUUAAUUCCCACUAUUAUUCGUUAUAUUUCGAUUAGAAACGCAAAAUUAAAAAAUUCAAUACAUUUCGAAAAAUCUACAUCAAAGAUUUCACAUCAAAUUUGUUUUUUUUUUUAUCUCCUAUUUCAUAUUUGACUGCCAACUAUAAAAUAACUUGUAAUUAGCCUCCCUGAAGAGAUUUUGCAUGUAAUUACACUCCCUGAAGAGAUUUUACAUUCUCUAUACCUUUUGGUGAAAACUUUGUAUUCAAAUUAGAAUUUUUAAUGAUACAAUACGAUUAAAUAAAAUUGUGAAAAUUGCCUGGGCAGUCGACGUGUUAAAAUUUCAACCCAAUGGAAAUAUUUGCACAUCUAUGAAUCAAAUGUCUGUUUUAUUAAUAAAAUCGCUCAUAAUUCGAUAUUUUAUCCUAUUCAACUGGCUAAUAAAGUUGUAAAAUACUUUUUAAAUUUUGAUUUCGUCUAAUUAAGUCUUUGAUAACUUUUAUAUUCAAACAAACAUUCCGUCAUUUACCUAUAUUAUAUUAUUCAUCCUGCCAAAAUAUAUAUUAUUAGAAAUGAUAUUUUUUGAAUAAUCGAGGUAUUCGUAUAUAAUAUUGUUGUUGGUUACUGUAAUUAUUGUGAUUGUAUUUGAUUUAAAAAAAAAUAUUGAAACAGUUGGUACCGUCAUUAUAAUCGGUAGAGUAAAAUUCAAAAAAACUUAAUUUAUAGUAUUACAAUUUGAUUUUAUUUCAUUCUUAUGAGUAGUUAGAGGUACCUAACUUCAAAAUAAUUUAUCGAUUUACCUUAUUUUGAUCUCCCUUUUUUAUUUUCGAACUUAAUUUGUUUACUACAUAAAUAUUCUUUACUACUCCAUAUUUAUGUGUACAAGUUGUCAACUGUCACUUUCUGUCAUUUUCUUCUUUUAUUCUCCGACUUUUUCUUAACUCAACCACAGUUACCGCUUUUUUUCUCACUCAGAGUUCAUUUUUUUCAAUAUCAUUAGAAUGUUUAAAAAAAUUAACAUUUUUAUGACUCGUUUUUUUUAUUUCGUGAUGUAAUAUUCAAUUUUUUAAUACGGAAACAUGUUAUAUUUAAUGAUAUUCUUGUACAAGUUGUCACCUGUCAUUCUCUUCUUUUAUUGUCGGACCUUUGCUUAACUCAAUCACACUGAAUGCUUUUAUCUUAUUUAUUAAAUCACUCAGAGUUUAUUCUUUUUCAGUAUCAAUGAAAUGUUUAAAGAAAUUAGCAUUUGUAUGAUUCGGUUUUCUAUUUCGUGAUUUAAUAUUUAAUUCUAUGAUACAUAAACGUGCUUUAUUCAAUAUUUUUGUAUAAGUUGUCAACUGUCACUUUCUUCUUUCUUAUUGUCGACCCUUGGAUCAACUACAAUUAUCUCUUUUCUCCUAUCUCCAAUCUCAUAAUUUAUUAUUUUUUAGUAUCAGUUUUUUCAGUACAUUAUUUGUUUGUUUCUUAUCUAAAAUUUCUUAUCACAGUAAUAUUUAAAAAAAAAAAUUGAAAAAUCAUUAGUUUUAUCAAAAAACUUUAUUUAACGUAUUAAAUAGACUUAAAGUCUUCUUCUUUUUAACCUUCUUUAUUGAGUCAAAAUUGGCUAAUGCCUGUUUAAAAAUGGUCGUCGUGGGGUAUACAAAAGCUGUUGUCGUUUCUGUGUGGAUUGUGAAGUUAUUUGUUGGAUUUUAGACAUUAUUAUACCCUGAUUUAUUUCGAAAUCCGUUCUUAAAGAGAUGCUACUUAAAGGAAUGUUUCCUACCGGAAACGUGGUUAGGUCUGAAAAGCUAGGAAAAUGGUGGAAAAUAAGCAGAAUUCAGAUUAAAGUUCUUUCAUCUGAUGAAAAAGAGUUGGUCCUUGUACUUUUCAGCUGUCACUUGAUAAAUUUUGGGAAUCGCUUGGAAGCUUAUUCGCAGACUGAUUGACAAAACUGCAAAAAUAGUCAGCUCUGCUGAAUUAAUUUCGACGAAACAGAUCUAAUACUAUGAAACAAAAAACAAUGCAAAACAAUCCUCAGGGCCAGAAAAAAAAAACAAAAAAGCUAACCCAGGUACAGGUUGUUUACCCCACGGUGGCCAUUUUGACGUAGAUCAGCUUACUAGGACAAACCCCGAGAAGGUGUGGCAACCAUCCACGAGGCUUUUAGCCACCGGUAUGAUAUAGAAAAUAUUCCUUGGGCUAUUCUAUACCUUCUGUGAAAAUUUCAAGUAAAUCCAGGCAGGACGGAAAAAUUGCGAGGCAAAAAUCGAUUAAAUAAGUGCCACAAACGAUUAAAAACUUACGCCAACAUUAUUUGUUUACCCCACGGCUGUCAUUUUCGAAAUAAGCAUCAGCUGAUUUUGACAAUUGCUUAAUAAAUUGAACAUACUCAUAUAUCGUGAAGUUAGCAAUGUAUUAUUAUGGUUUUUAUGAAUUUUAUGAUACCGAUUACAUUAUUUAUCACAACUGAGUGCCACUCGAAAUGGAUUCCCUUCAUUUUGUUUAUAAUGGUAUAUUUUAUGUACUAUUGUGUUAUUUGUUUUUGUAAGAUAUGCUCAAAUAUUGCCUAUUCAUCGAUUUAAAAAAAAAUAAUAGGUUACAAUUGUAAAUAUAUGGGGUUACAGUUACUGUAUGACUAUUUUUUGUGCAGUAACUAUCGUUUCGUUUCUGUUGGAACUACUGUCGAAUUAGACUCUGGAUUUUUGCUUUUCCAAGAUCUCAAUUGUAACUGUUUGAGCCUUGAAUUUUCUAAAUGUUCCAGAACCAUCAAACUAAGAAAUUAUUAUUAACAAUAGCUGCUUUCCAUUUCCUCAAUUAUGUGAGUAUCUUAUUCUCAGAUUAAGACGUCACUACUCAGUAAAUGAAAGGAAUGAAUACCACAAAAAAUUCACUAUCAUCAUCGGUGAUCCAACCGCGGUACACAGAAUGACCGUGACGUUCAUAAAUGUCAAAAAUAGUUCAAUUUGUUAAGAAAACUGUAAUAACGCACACAAUUUUCGCGCUUGUACGCGCUCUCUACGCCUAAAUUAAUUUUUUACGCGCUGAUCGUCAAAAACAUAACCUCACUUUUCUAGUGUAGUUUCUAGUUGUACAUACCCUGAAAAAUUACUUCUACGAGUGAAAACUGAUGGAAUUUGUACGUGCUCAUGAGUGUUCAUAUAACAAACAGUCGGCUAGAUACAAGAAAACUAAAAUUUGGAACAUAGGAAAUCAUUUUCCCAUUCGAAAAUUCCAUGAUAAGGACGAGUGAUUAACUACCCGAUCUAAUCGUAAUUAUUUUUGGUCGAGUCACUCAAUGAGUUUGAAAGUUGAUCAUAUAAACUCUGAUUUAUUUAUCUAUGUUUAAAAAAUCGUAUGGAUCUAUUUCGUUAAUUUUAAAAUAUGUUGUAGUAAAGUAACUGUUGAUAUUUCUAUUCAAAAUGGGUCUCACCAACAAACGCCGUGUCAAAUGUCGCAAAUUUCCUUAUAUACAUGCACAAUUGAGGUUAUGUCGUCAUUCUGUACACCGCUUUACUGUCCAAAAUCGUUUUAAUGCAAGCAACCUUCCAAUUAGACAGCCCAGUGUUUAAUGGUUAGAUCCGAUUUACACUGUGAAUAAUUAAUGACAAUUGACAUAUGUUAAUUGUUGAUCACCGUUCAAAUUUCUUUAUAUAUACGCACUUUUAAGGUUAUGUUUACGAGUGAAUCUGAGUUUACAAAACGCACUAAAACACACGGUCUCAAGCUUAUACAGAUCGCUGGUAAAAACUCAGUUACAUUUCAGUUGUGAGACGUGCAUUCAACCGAGUUGUGACGUCUCAAAUGAGUUUUGAUUUCAAUGAAAAAAAUAUUUCAAUCGGAAUUAUCAAAAUUUCGAUGUCAAAUGUCAAUUGUCACUAAUUAUUCAUAAUCUAACCUUAAAACACAGAGCAUGCAUUAAAACGGUUGCGGAUGGUAAAGCGGUGUGCAGAAUGACGCUAAUAAACAUAACCUCCAAGUAUAUGAAGAAAUUUACGGAAUUUGACACGGCGUUGGUUGGUGAGACCCAUUUUGAAUAGAAAUAUCAACAGUUACUUUACUACAAAAGAUUUUAAAAUGAACAAAAAGGGUCCAGACGAAUUUUUUAAACAUAGAUAAAUGAAUCGGGGUUUAUAUGAUCAAUUUUUAAACUCUUUGAGUAGAGAUUCAACGAAACAUGAUUACGAUUAGAUCGUGAAGUUAAUCACUCGUUCUUAUCAUGGAAUUUUCGAAUGGGAAAAUGAUUUCCUAUGUUCCAAAUUUUAGUUUUCUUGUAUCUAGCCGACUGUUUGUUAUAUUAACACUCAUGAGCACGUACAAAUUCCAUCAGCUUGUCACUCGUAGAAGUCAUUUAUCAGGGUAUCUGCAACUACAAACUACACUAGAAAAGUGAGGUUAUGUUAUGUAAAAAGUUAACUUCGACGUCCAGAACGCGUACAAUCGCGAACUUUGUGUGCGUUAUUACAGUUUUCUGAACAAAUUGAACUUCAAAUGUAGCUAUCGAAAUCAAAAGAUAAAAAUCUGAGUCUAAUAAUUACAAUCGACUAGAUCUAUCAGAAAUAUUGAGGUUAAUAGAAUUUUUUUCAUGUAUAUAUUAUUUCUGAACCUAUUUAUUUCACCAUUUAUUAGUAUAUAAACAGUGCACAUAUUGGAAUACACUAGUUGUUGAAACAGUUCACUUAACAGAAUCUCAAAUGGUUGUUUUUUUUUUAUUAAUAAAUGCUAUGUCUUAAGCUAAA